Molecule: messenger RNA, 972 nt
Organism: Strongyloides ratti
Lineage: Eukaryota; Metazoa; Nematoda; Chromadorea; Rhabditida; Strongyloididae
Product: 3-hydroxymethyl-3-methylglutaryl-CoA lyase, cytoplasmic
Exons: 3
Coding region: 1-972 (323 amino acids)
Biological process (GO): L-leucine catabolic process; ketone body biosynthetic process
Molecular function (GO): hydroxymethylglutaryl-CoA lyase activity
Source: RefSeq, a predicted model, not a curated record
AUGAUGUUAAGAAAUAUCUUAAAUAAAUCAAAAGCAAAAUUGCACGUAGCUAAAUUUCAUAAUUUCUCAAAAGAAUCUUUUAAAGUUGUUGAAGUUGGACCAAGAGAUGGAUUGCAAAAUGAAAAGCAAAUAAUUCCUACGAAAACAAAGGUAGAAUUAAUUAAUAAACUUACUACUACUGGACUUAAAACAGUCGAAGCAACAAGCUAUGUUUCACCAAAAUGGGUACCACAAAUGGCUGAUCAUAAUGAAGUAAUUUCAUUAAUUGAACACACUAAAGGUGUUUCAUAUCCUGUUCUUGUGCCAAACAUGGCUGGACUAAAUAAUGCUUUAAAAAAUAAGGAUGUCAAAGAAAUUGCAGUUUUUGGAGCUGCUUCAAAUACUUUUUCAAAAAAAAAUACAAAUUGUACAAUUGAUGAGUCUCUCGUUAGACUUAAGGAAGUAACUAAACAUGCCUUAGACUCUGGAUUAACUGUUAGAGGAUACGUCUCAUGUAUCAUUGGAUGUCCAUAUGAAGGAAAGAUAAAUCCAAAGAUUGUUGCAAAUAUAACUGAACAAUUAAUUGAUGCUGGAUGUUAUGAAGUUUCACUUGGUGAUACUAUUGGUGUUGGGAGUGCUGGUUCAAUGGAUAAUCUUUUGAAUGAAGUAUUGAAAGCAGUUCCUGCAUCCAAAUUAGCUGUACACUGUCAUGACACUUACGGUCAGGCAUUAACAAAUGUCCUUGUUGCAAUUGAAAAAGGAAUUAGAACAGCAGAUAGCUCUGUAGCUGGACUUGGAGGUUGUCCUUAUGCUAAAGGAGCAACAGGAAAUUUAGCUACAGAAGAUUUGGUUUACAUGCUUCAUGAUCUUGGUUUCAAAACUGGUAUAAAUAUUGAUAAAUUAGUUGAAACGGGUAAUUGGAUUUGCAAUGAAAUGAAAAGAGAAAAUGUAUCCAAAGCUUCAAACGCUUUGAAAGGAAAAAUAUCAAACUAA